Molecule: messenger RNA, 1392 nt
Organism: Chanos chanos (milkfish)
Lineage: Eukaryota; Metazoa; Chordata; Actinopteri; Gonorynchiformes; Chanidae
Gene: fbp1b
Product: fructose-1,6-bisphosphatase 1b
Exons: 7
Coding region: 89-1102 (337 amino acids)
Biological process (GO): sucrose biosynthetic process; fructose 6-phosphate metabolic process; fructose 1,6-bisphosphate metabolic process
Cellular component (GO): cytosol; cytoplasm
Molecular function (GO): fructose 1,6-bisphosphate 1-phosphatase activity
Source: RefSeq, a predicted model, not a curated record
UUCUAAAACUUGUUUCCCGUGUGGUUACCUUCCUACCUUCUUCCCCAGCGCAGAGAACAGGGCUGCAGUUCUAGCUCUCCACGUCACUAUGUCGGAUCGCGGUGCCUUCGAUACCGAUGUGGUCACUCUGACCAGGUUUGUGUUGGAAGAGGGUAGGAAAGCUAAAGGAACCGGGGAACUGACCACUUUGCUCAACUCUAUGUGCACAGCUAUCAAAGCCAUCUCCUCGGCCGUCAGAAAAGCUGGAAUUGCCAAUUUGUAUGGGAUUGCUGGCAGCACUAAUGUAACAGGUGACCAGGUGAAGAAGUUGGACGUGCUCUCAAAUGAUCUGGUGAUCAACAUGAUCAAGUCCUCCUUCACAUCCUGUGUGCUUGUGUCUGAGGAAGACGAGAGGGCCAUCAUCGUUGAACCAGAGAGAAGGGGAAAGUACAUUGUUUGCUUUGACCCUCUGGAUGGCUCUUCAAACAUUGACUGCCUGGCUUCCAUUGGAACGAUAUUUGCCAUCUACAGAAAGACCACAGAUGAUGAACCCAAUGAGAAGGAUGCUCUUCAGCCCGGCAGGAACAUUGUCGCCGCGGGUUACGCCCUGUAUGGCAGUGCCACCAUGUUGGUCCUCUCCACAGGUCAAGGGGUCAACUGUUUCAUGCUUGACCCUGCCAUUGGCGAGUUUAUUCUGGUUGACAGGGAUGUGAAGAUCAAGAAAAAAGGAAAGAUCUACAGUCUUAAUGAAGGUUAUGCUCAGCACUUUUACCCUGACGUCACAGAAUACCUCCAGAAGAAGAAAUAUCCAGAGGACGGCAGUGCACCCUAUGGAGGACGUUAUGUUGGGUCCAUGGUCGCUGAUGUUCACAGGACUCUGGUCUACGGAGGAAUCUUCCUGUACCCUGCCAACGUUAAGAGUCCGAAGGGCAAGCUGAGGCUUCUGUAUGAGUGUAACCCCAUGGCCUUCAUCAUGGAGCAGGCUGGAGGUAUGGCCACUACAGGGGCCAUGAACGUGCUGGAUAUCGUUCCAGAUAACAUUCACCAGCGUGUCCCCGUGGUACUGGGCUCCCCUGACGACGUCCAGGAAUACAUCUCCAUUUUCAAGAAACACGCCAAGUGAGCCGAAGGAUGUCUGUCGAUACUCCGAUCUCCAAAGCCCGACACAAUCUCAGACCAAAGACAUUACAGCAGGGAUAGUGCAUGGGAAAGUGCCUUUUAUGAGUACUCUCACUGUGCUGCUCUCAGAGGAUCUCUGAUUGGUCUCUACCCUGUCAUGACUGAAAAGAAUAAGGUUGUCUGUUAUAAUGUGACCUGGUAGGUAACCCGUAUGUCAGUGACGCAUUGUUUACUGUUGCUCAAAAUGCAGAUGAUGAAUGUUUUGCCUUAAAAAGGAUUCUUUGGGAAAAAAAA